This is a messenger RNA of Abrus precatorius (Indian licorice), 966 nucleotides long. RefSeq names its product peroxidase 44-like. Lineage: Eukaryota; Viridiplantae; Streptophyta; Magnoliopsida; Fabales; Fabaceae. The coding region runs from base 1 to 966 and encodes 321 amino acids. The transcript is spliced from 2 exons. Gene Ontology annotation, biological process: response to oxidative stress; hydrogen peroxide catabolic process. Gene Ontology annotation, molecular function: peroxidase activity; heme binding. The record is from RefSeq and is a predicted model, not a curated record.
AUGAAGAACACCAUCAUUCUAAUCUUCUUCUGCUUUGUCCUUCCGUUCACAUUUGCUGAUCUACGUGAUGGCUUCUAUAGCUUAACCUGUCCUAAAGCAGAGACAAUUGUUCAUGAAGUUGUGCAAAGGCGUUUCAACCAGGAUAGAUCCAUUGUCGCAGCCUUUCUUCGCAUGCACUUUCAUGAUUGCUUUGUUAGAGGUUGUGAUGCCUCAAUAUUAAUAGAUCCAACCAGCACUAGGACAUCAGAGAAAAAUGCAGGACCAAACCGAACCGUUCGUGGAUACGAUGUAAUUGAUGAAGCGAAAACACUCUUAGAACAAGAGUGCCCUUCAACAGUUUCAUGUGCUGACAUCAUAACACUUGCCACUAGAGAUGCCGUGGCACUGGCAGGAGGAAUCAGGUACAGCGUGCCCACGGGAAGAAGAGAUGGUCUACUAUCCGACCCCUCACAAGUCAACCUUCCAGCACCAUCACUCUCCGUGUCACGGGCUCUUCAAUUUUUCACCGCAAAAGGGUUAACACUUGAGGACAUGGUGACCCUUUUGGGAGGACACACGGUUGGUUUUGCUCACUGUAGUGUCUUUCAAAAUAGGCUUUCAAGUUUUAAAGGGACACUUGAUCCCACAAUGGACCCUGAUUUGGAUGCAAAGUUGGUGCAAAUCUGUGGGUCACUCAAUAAGCCACCAAAAGGUGACCCUCUUGUGUUUUUGGACCAAAAUUCACCGUUUAAAUUUGAUAGUGAAUUUUACGACCAAAUGCUUCGAAAGAGAGGGGUGCUUCAUAUUGAUCAGGAACUAGCUUUGGACCCUUUGUCAAAAGACAUGGUGGCUAAUUUUGCGGCUGAUGGUAAUAGCUUUCAACAGAAAUUUGCAAAUGCUAUGAUAAAGAUGGGGAACAUUGGUGUUUUGGUUGGGAGUGAGGGUGAGAUCAGGAAGAAUUGCAGGGAGUUUAAUUUUCCUUUGUAG